Messenger RNA from Suncus etruscus (white-toothed pygmy shrew), 717 nucleotides. It is a transcript of the gene PRSS37, whose product is annotated as serine protease 37. Gene Ontology annotation, biological process: proteolysis; positive regulation of acrosome reaction. Gene Ontology annotation, molecular function: serine-type endopeptidase activity. The transcript is spliced from 5 exons. The record is from RefSeq and is a predicted model, not a curated record. Gene Ontology annotation, cellular component: acrosomal vesicle. The coding region runs from base 1 to 717 and encodes 238 amino acids. Lineage: Eukaryota; Metazoa; Chordata; Mammalia; Eulipotyphla; Soricidae.
AUGAAACUUAUCUUCUAUUUGGGUAUCCUUGCUGGGGUAUUACACUUCGCUGACUCAGUUGCACAGAAAGAAGACCAUGCUCCCUAUUUGGCAUACCUCAGAUCUCACUUCACCCCUUGUGUGGGUGUCCUUAUCAAAGUUAACUGGGUACUAGCCCCAUCUCACUGCUACUUACCAAAUCUAAAAGUAAUGUUGGGAAAUUUCAAGGUGAGAGUCAGAGAUGGAACAGAGCAGACCAUCAGCCCCAUCAAUAUUAUCCGCUACUGGAAUUAUAGUGAUAGCAACCCCCAGGAUGAUAUCAUGCUCAUUAAGUUGGCUUAUCCUGCUCAACUCAAUGCCAAAGUUCAGCCCAUUUCCAUAGCCGACACCAACCCUAAGCCAGGCACUAUAUGUGUGCUCUCAGGUUUGGACUGGAGCCAAAGCAACAAUGGUAGACACCCUGAUUUAAGGCAGAACCUGGAAGGCCCCGUGAUGACCGAAAAGGCAUGCCAGGACACAGAACAAGGAAGGACUCACAGGAACUCAUUAUGUGUCAAAUUUGCGAAAGUGUUUAACCGAAUUUUUGGGGAGGUGGCAGUUGGUACUGUCAUCUGCAAAGACAAACUCCAGGGAAUUGAGGUUGGACACUUCAUGGGAGGGGAUGUCGGCAUCUAUACCAAUGUUUACAAAUACUUGUCCUGGAUCGACCAAGUAACUAGAGAGAGAAAAACAAAUUGA